Cottoperca gobio is the source of this 582-nucleotide messenger RNA. It is a transcript of the gene atg12, whose product is annotated as ATG12 autophagy related 12 homolog (S. cerevisiae). The transcript has 4 exons. Lineage: Eukaryota; Metazoa; Chordata; Actinopteri; Perciformes; Bovichtidae. The coding region runs from base 79 to 432 and encodes 117 amino acids. Gene Ontology annotation, molecular function: Atg8-family ligase activity. Gene Ontology annotation, biological process: protein lipidation involved in autophagosome assembly; autophagosome assembly; glycophagy. Gene Ontology annotation, cellular component: Atg12-Atg5-Atg16 complex; autophagosome membrane; cytoplasm. The record is from RefSeq and is a predicted model, not a curated record.
CAGCCACUGUACGCCGCCAAUUGCCUUGCUUGCUCAGGUGGGUGGGAACCACAACUAACCAAAAGUGGUCACCUGAAGAUGUCUGACAAUGCAGAGUCCCCAACAGAAACGCAAAAAGAAGAGUCACAACCGCCGUCAGACGAUUCGACGACAAAUGAUGAUAAGAAAAAAAUUGAUGUGCUGCUGAAGUCAGUGGGAGACACUCCUAUAAUGAAAACAAAGAAGUGGGCAGUGGACAGGGGGAGGACGAUACUGUCCCUGUCUCAGUUCAUCUCCCGCUUCCUCAAGCUUGAUGGCAGUGAACAACUGUUCAUUUAUGUUAACCAGUCUUUCGCCCCCUCACCGGAUCAAGAAGUAGGGAUCCUCUUUGAUUGUUUUGGCAGCGAUGGCAAGCUGGUUCUACAUUACUGUAAAUCUCAAGCUUGGGGUUAAACUGCUUUCUUCAACCCUAUUUCGGACCUCCCCCUUUCUUACAUUCAUGCUCCAAACAUGCACACAAAGUCGUUUUAGUUUUUGGCCUUUUGUUUUCAUUCAGUUUUUCUGUAUAUACAUAUUGUAAAUAAAUUAUUGUGACUAUGUAAA